Molecule: messenger RNA, 5587 nt
Organism: Melanotaenia boesemani (Boeseman's rainbowfish)
Lineage: Eukaryota; Metazoa; Chordata; Actinopteri; Atheriniformes; Melanotaeniidae
Gene: dclk1a
Product: doublecortin-like kinase 1a
Exons: 7
Coding region: 307-1362 (351 amino acids)
Biological process (GO): protein phosphorylation; intracellular signal transduction; retina development in camera-type eye
Cellular component (GO): axoneme
Molecular function (GO): protein kinase activity; ATP binding
Source: RefSeq, a predicted model, not a curated record
UCCAGUCAAUUUCCAGUCCAGCCUGUGCCUCUUCAUCACUGCGCACACGCGAUCACACUCACUCACGCACACACGGGUGUUUGGUGGUGGAGCGUAAACCUGACAACAAAGGGACGCACGGAGUGGUGGGGAGCUCACUGCAGCCAGGACACAUCAAUAUCACAAUCCAAACUGCGACAAGCUCACUGAACAGCUUUUUCACAUCUGCUGGGAGAGGAUACAUCAGUCAGGCUGGAGGUGACCGUCACAGAGGCGUUAAUUGCUCGCGUUGACAGUACAGCCGUACUCGUGAGCCUCGGUAGCGAAAUGGAGAUGGAGCAUUUUGACGACCGGGACAAAGGUCAGAGGCACGGCCGGUCCGGCGCCAAGAUUAACGGGGUGCCGAGCCCCACGCACAGCGCUCACUGCAGUCUGUAUCGGACCCGGACCCUGAAGACUCUGAGUGCUGAGAAAAGAGCCAAGAAGGUUCGUUUCUACCGUAACGGCGACCGGUACUUCAAUGGGAUCGUAUACGCCAUUUCCACAGACAGAUUCCGGACCUUUGACGCCCUGCUGGCGGACUUGACCCGUUCUCUGUCCGACAAUGUCAACUUACCCCAGGGUGUCCGGACCAUCUACACCCUGGAUGGCUUAAAGAAGAUCACCAAUAUUGAUCAGCUGGUAGAAGGUGACAGCUAUGUGUGCAGCUCCACUGAGGCCUACAAAAAGCUGGAUUACACAAAGAACGUAAAUCCUAACUGGUCGGUGAACGUCAAGGCCUCAUCUUUGUCUCGUGGCCCUGUUUCCUUGAGCAGCUCCAAGGCUGGCAUCCCAGAGUCCCGCGAAAGCAAGGACUUUAUCCGUCCAAAGCUUGUGACAGUAGUGCGGAGUGGAGUUAAACCUCGCAAAGCUGUGAGGAUCCUGCUGAACAAGAAAACAGCUCAUUCCUAUGAACAGGUCCUUACUGACAUCACUGAUGCCAUCAAACUCGACUCUGGGAUUGUUAAGAAGAUCUACACGUUGGAGGGAAAACUGGUAUCAUGCCUGCAAGACUUCUUUGGAGAUGAGGACAUCUUUGUGGCCUGUGGACCAGAGAAGUUUCGCUACCAAGACGACUUGAUGUUGGAUGAAAGUGAGUCCCGCAUGAUGAAGUCAUUGACCUAUGGAAAAAUGUCAGGCUCUCUGAACCGAUGCUCCCCCAGGACAAUCAUCCAAUCACGUCGGAGCAAAUCCCCAGCAUCUGUGAAUGGGAUGCCAGCCAGUCAGAUGUCCACUCCUCAUUCGGGAAAAUCCCCCAGCCCUUCUCCAACUAGUCCGGGCAGCCUCAACCAACGCCAGGAAAAGGAUAAAGCUGUCACUGAGCAUAGGCCGACAACAUCUUAGAGUCGCUAGAAUACGAAGAAAUCACAACAUCCUGACAUCUUUUGCGUCUCAGAACAGGGCGAGGCAUCAACUUUUGGCCUCACCCAGUGCUGCUCUGGGAAUGGAAGGCUAAUGUUAGGAUCCGUGCUAUAGUUUAAAAACACUUCCAUGGCAUUCCUAUGCAUGCUGACCCUUAGCUCUUUGUUCCUCAUGGAGAACUCCAUCUGCAGAUUGGAGCUCUGUAACAAAUAACACUGACUUAUAGAGAUCCCCUAAUCUGUGAGUCAGCAGUUUGUGCAAUAUCUGAGCUAAAAAUGAGACUGAGUGAAGUCAUGUCCUUUUAUACAUGUUUGCUUGUGUAACUGACUUAGAAUUACAUUUUAUACUAGUGCACUUGAUAUUUUCAGCAAUUUUUCUGUUAGUCAAGUUUUCUGUCGGUAAUCUCAACGCCUCAUCCAAGUACCUAAACUAAGAACCAUGAUCUAUUUUCUGGGUCUAACAGGAGAGAAAGAGGAUUUUAGAUACAACAACACUGUGUCCACCUCACCAUUUUGUAUUUACUGCAUGACAAAACGUGGCUGUUUAGAGCAGGAGCAUGCAACUCAAAGGGAAUAUCUUUAAUUCCACAUCACACUUCCUGAGUUCAUCUACAGGAUGUUGUGUGUGUGCAUGUUAAAGAUCAAAGUUAAUCCAGUCCUUGGCAGUGAUGACGAAGAGCUUUUAGUAUCAGCUUCUGUCCUAAUCAGACUUUUCUCCCAGUAGCUUUUUAAUUUGUAAGCACUUUAAGCCUGCUGUGGAUUUAGUUCCUUCUGCCUCCUUAACAAACACUCACACUGAGUUUCCUUCACACUUAUGUAGUCACAGACAGAUAGAGCAGUAUGAAGCUUAGAUGAGCUUUCACGUAAAUGUAAUAUGUUUUUCCCAAGCAAUCUGAUUUAAACUUGAUGUAUGCCGGGAUACAGCUGCUGAUUUCAUACUUGUGAUGAAAAUUCUAGUGAGCUGGCUUGAAGCAGGUGGAUGAAGCAUAGAAGUUAAAGACAGGUGUUUUCUUCCAUAAGCUCAGGAGAUUUAAAGAUGUACAGAACACAUUAUCCCAGUGCAAAACGUCAAUCCAAGUGUGAAAGCUCUUCUCACUUCACGGAUAACUUGUAAUCACACAGUAUGUGAAUGUGUAAGUGUCUAAUUUAUUUGAAGAACUCUGAUAACAAUAAUAGAAUAGCACCCUAACAAACAAUUUACCCCCCAAAUUCCAUGACAGUUUUAAUGUGCUUUAGCUGUCUAUGUAUGCAGACAUAAUCAUUUUUUUUCCUAGAGCAAAAAUUGCCAGACUUUGCAGUCAAUAUGUUUUAAAAGUUGACAUACAUAACUGAGUGGUUUAUGAGUGUUUUUAUGGCUUUUUUGCAUGAGUGACCACCUACACUAAAUUCGACCUAACAUAAAGCUUAGUAAACUCAGUCUUGUGCUAAAGUCGAUGAGCUAGUAAUGGAUAGUGAAGAGUCUGGCCCUCAGGCUUCUAAAGCCAUCAGCAGUAGGCUUGUAUUGAUGUGAUAUGAAGGUCAGCCAGGGCAGCAAGAACAGAUCAAAUUUGGGUUGCAGCUACUGAGAGCUUAACAUGAUGCAAAAGAGCUUCCAUGUUCAACUGGGUCACCAUAAAUUACAGGGUUGAGAGGAAACGUGUUGCCACAUUCACACAUUUGUAAACUAUCCUCUCUGAAUGAGUAAACGUGGGACACUUACUUAAUAUAGAUGAUUGCAGUGCUCUGUUCUUUCCUCACAGAUAGAAGGUAAUUUCAGAGGGAGGCUGUGUGAGUGUUACAGGAGGGAAGUUGUCCACAGUAAAUGUUUCUAGAAACAUUUUAUGUCUCUAGAAACUACAGAUAUGCAGGGUUUAGGAAAUGUAAUGAAGCAUUGACUGAAAGGCAUCAAAAGCCUACAUUUUUGUGGUUUCUAGAAACAUAAACUGCUUAUGUAUUAGUCAGGUGACUGGUGUAGUUAGGUAGGUAAAGCUGAUAUAAUCAUAUGCGAUAAGAGAAUUAAAGAUAAACACUGCUUUUCUUUUUUGCCACCAUCCACUUUUCCCAUCAGAUGUCAGCCAUCACAAAUCAGAGUUGUUUUGCAAACCACUGAUACAUCAGUUAAAUUCUAGUUCUGCACAUCACAAGCUGUGAGUAUUUUUCUUAAAGAGAGAUUAUUCCAGACUUUGUACUUACUGACACUCUACAUGAAGCCUGCAGUGACUUGACUGGAAUGAGGGGAGGAAGCUUCACAGCCCAUUAUCUCCGCUCUCCAUUCUGCAGCCUCACACUCUUCAGACAUAUUAUGAAGUAAUUCUCUCCUCCACUUCUUACUUUUCCAUAGUCUCUGGUAGCGAUUCCCUCUCCCCCCGUGACAGUUUCUCAUCCAGCCGUUCUAACUCACACAUGCCCAUCCCUCCCUCUCCCUUCCCCCAUAUGAAAGAGCAUUAACUUCACAGUGUGAAAUUAUGUUUCAUCAUACCCCAUGUAGAUGAAUUAUAAGCUUAUUUUAAAAAUAGAACUCCAAGUUGCUAUUUGCACAUUAUGUGUCCUUCCUAGUCACUUCUAUUCUAAAUGUGCAUAGAGUUUCGACACACAUCACUUCUUCUGAUGUUGUGCUUGAUUUGCAAGAAAUUAUAUUUCUAUCCCCAUCACAGGUCUGUAAAGAUCAUAUUCCUUGAUUUUUUAAUAUUUGCAAAUAAUAUACAUGGAGUUUAAAAGUGAUGCAGUCUUUCUACCAUUUCAGCUAAUAAAACUUUCAAAGUUAUUCAGCAGAUUAAAAAAACAAGAUUUUCAAGUAGCUGUAUAAUCUUAAUCAUCCAGUGUGAAUGCUGGAUCCAAGCAGUUAAUCUCAAUGGAGUCUGCAUUUAAACACUUAGAGGCAAGUAGGUUGCUUGCACCACUCAGACCAUUACAACCUAUUUCCCUUGAGCAGACAUCGUGGCUUUUCCCUUUGCUUUUCAUGCUUGCAUAGCUGCAAUCCCACACAUGCACAUACCUUCAAAGAAAAUUGCACGGAGAAUCACUUACACAUUUACACAUGCUUCACAACCAGCACUUUUAUGCAUGAAAUCAACAUUUGUUCCAGAGCAGAUUGAUGCCUAUUAUUUGUGUUUUACACAUCCUGUGGACACUGUGACCCAUUUUCAUGAACUGGCAACGGAAGCAUGAAAGAGUAGUUUGCAUUCACAAAGUCACCCCCUCCCCCCACCACCCAAUGUCUCCCAAUCCUUCAAGCUCAUGUGCCUCAAAAAGAGCAGCCCAGUUUUCAGUUUUAUCUUAAACCUACAGACACAUCCACUCACAUGUUCGUUACAAUCUGAAGCACACACACACAGAUCGAUUGAAUGAGCCAGCGAAGUCACAGCUUUAUGAAUAACAGACAAAAUAAAUUGUUAAAACAAGAUGAUGAAGAGACUGACAGGAUGAUGGCGAGACAAAUGGCAGGUCUAUGUCUCACAGAAGCUGUGACACAUUCAGGCAGCUGUUUGAAAGAGUGUUUAUGAAAGAAACUGAGCUCUAAUUGUUAUUACAUCACCUACAUCCUCCUUUCACUCUUUAGUCAUUCAUAUCCAAAAUCUAUUGAAUUGCAUGCUCCAUCUCUCAUUCUUACACUUCAUUUUUUGUGUUGGGUGAUUCAUUAUUAAAUUAUUUGUGUGCGCGGGUGUGUGUUUGUGAGUGAGAGUAAGCAUGAUGUGGAAAAAAAAAAACGUGUGAAUUAUGAAACAUGUAAUAUUGUCUCAUCCAUCCAUGUGAGUGUGAUGUCACUAAAGAAUGUAUUUGUUUUUUGUUUUUUUUUGCUGUGUUAUAUUUGUUAUUUCAUGUUGUGUUGAUGUCAUUAGAUGGGUUAUCCACUUUUGUUUCUGUAAUUCCCAAAAAGACUGGCUGCACCACAUGGGGAAAUACUGUAGUAGAAUCUGCCAUUUAUUUUGGAUCUCUCAAGUCUUUAUUGAACAUUUUCUUCAUUUAAAAUGACUGAAAACUCGUGAUAUUUUUAUCCUCAAUGUGUGUGAUAAUCACACUUCUGCAGAGGGAUUCAGAAUAUUUAUAUAUAUAUGUAUAAAUAAUUCCCUGGGGCAAAUAUACUGAUGUUCAUCAUCUACAUAAUGUGAUUUUGGUCAUGUGAGGCUGCCAGCUCUUCUUGGUUCAUUUGUUUCUGUUUGUGUUUCCUUUGCUAAAUGUAUUAAUUUCCAUUUGUACAAGUCAUUAAAUUCAUUGUCAUUUCAUUAUCA